AACGUGCAUGGGACAAUGGCACACCUGUUAUAUAAAUGCUAAGCUCGUAUGAUCUGCUCCCGCAGGAGCACAGACGAAUGUGGAGUGCAUUUUCCUUCGCUGCACAUGUGGUACCUUUGUCAUAAUUCUUCAAAUAACCCGUGUGAACAUGUCGAUUCAGGAUACUAGGGUUUAUUCAGAUUGAGAAUGGGUAGGCUCUCUUUGCUAGGGUUUUACGCCAAAUCUCUCUGCAACAAUCGACAGAAUUGUAGGAAUUACAGGUCAAUUGGCACUUGCUUUUCUUACAGUCAAACUGGUAGACCUUGUGGGAUACCAAGGGAGCUUUCUUAUGCAUCGACCUUCAAUGAUGAACGAUUUGAUAUAUUUCGAAAAACAGUCACAGCACCAUUCGCAGCAUAUCAUUUAAAGCGAUCAUUUCAUGCUACGGGAUUGUGUAAUAGAGAAAAGGAUUUUUAUGAAAUUCUUGGUGUGCCCAAAGAUGCAAGCCAUGAUGACAUCAAGAAGGCUUAUCUUGCUCUUGCAAAGAAGUACCAUCCAGAUAUAAAUAAGAACAAUCCUGGAGCAAAGAGAAAAUUCCAAGAUAUAAGGGAAGCUUACGAGACUUUGACUAAUUCCAGAAAGAGGGAGCAAUAUGAUAGGGAAUUCCAUGGUGUUGGAAGAGAAGAACAUGUUGAUGGAGAUGCAGGUUCUUCAGGAACUGGGUUUUAUUAUGGUUAUCAUGACCAUUUCUCUAAUGAGUUCCGUAAAAUAUUUUCUGAGAUCUUUGAUGAAGCCCCAGAAAUCAUAGCGACUGAUAUACAGGUGGGUCUUCCUCUUUCUUUUUCUGAAGCUGCUAGAGGAUGCACAAAACAUCUGCGCUUCAAUGCCCGUAUCCACUGUAACGAAUGUAAAGGAAGAGGUUAUCCAAUUGGUGCGAAUCCACAGUUAUGUCCAACUUGUAAGGGCAUUGGGAAAGUCACUAUCCCUCCAUUCACAUCAACGUGUAGUACUUGCAAGGGGUUUGGUCGAAUUAUGAAGGUAUCUUGUGCUGUGUGCAAAGGUUCUGGGACAGUUGAAGGCUUCAAGGAGGCUGAUAUUACCAUUCCUGCAGGCAUUGAUUCUGGGGAUACUAUCCGCGUACCCAAAGCUGGUCAUAGUGCAGGGCCUGGUGUUCAUCCUGGGGACUUAGUUAUUAAAGUGAAGGUUGGUAAAGACCCUACAUUUGCAAGAGAUGGUGCAGAUAUCUUUGUUGAUGCUAGAAUCAACUUUACACAGGCUAUUCUUGGGGGGAUGGUUGAAGUGCCAACUUUGUCUGGAAAGAUCCAGCUACGGGUGCCAAAUCGAGUUCAACCUGGGCAAGUAUUGAUACUACGAGGGAAAGGAUUACCACGUCAAGUUGGAUUUAUGGACCGUGGUGACCAGCAUGUGCGAUUUUGCAUACAGUUCCCGGCGGCAAUAAAUGAGCGUCAGAGAACAAUCUUAGAAGAAUUUGCAAGAGAAGAAUCAUUUCAUGAUAACGACAAAUUUUUGCCGGGAAGCUGGUGGGAGGAGAUCACCGAUUUCCUAUCCAGAAUGGGUGUAAUUAUUAGGACUGUAUUCACAUACAGCAAAAAUCACACUGCUGAGAUCAUGUUCAUCAUAUUGAUCCUCAUGAUGCUGAUUGGGUAGUAUGAGCUAAAAGAAACAAAGAAAAAAACUUCUUGGGUCCACCACCUUAAUGAUGGGUCAAUCUUCUCAAUACAGAAGACUGGUCCGACAUACCUACACCUUGGAAAACUACCAAAAAAAAAAGAGAAAAAUGAACAACAGAAAAUAGAAAAGUUAUAGAACUACACCUAAGAAAGUAUUCAUUGGGAGUAUCUCGUCUCGUCGUAAAAUACGUCCCAUUUCACUCACAUGGUGGGUUUCUGUAAUUCAUUUGGAAGGGCCUUCCUCCGAGUGGGGCAUUUUUGAGGAGAGCACAUUGAACUUUGUACAUAAAGCAUUCAUUUCCAAUGAUUUUAAUUCAUGGCAUCGAUGUCCACUUCUGGAAUGUAGAAUCGUGAUCUGUUGACGAUAUUUUGAUCUAACUCAAUUGAACCAAUGUUUUCGA
Messenger RNA from Amborella trichopoda, 2071 nucleotides. RefSeq names its product DNAJ heat shock family protein (gene ATJ1). Lineage: Eukaryota; Viridiplantae; Streptophyta; Magnoliopsida; Amborellales; Amborellaceae. Gene Ontology annotation, biological process: response to heat; protein refolding. Gene Ontology annotation, molecular function: ATP binding; heat shock protein binding. The record is from RefSeq and is a predicted model, not a curated record. Gene Ontology annotation, cellular component: cytoplasm.